AUGGAUUUCAGCACAACAGUGAAUUCUGAUUAUCAGUGGCCAUUUCCAAAACCAAUUGUCGGCAAACCUUGCGAACCACCUUCGCCUGAGGCGGCCCCCACAGUCAGACCAGCGCCGGUAGCUCCAUACUGCCACUGCGAUGCACAUUCUUACUCUCCGCGUGUCGAGCAAUAUAAGCAACUGCUUGAAAAGGAACAAAAACUAUGCCAGGAUUACGAACAGCUACGGAAACAGAUGGUGGACGUCACCAACGACAUAUUGGACCACCCCUGCGAUGACCUAGACGCAAAGAUGACAACUAUGUACCAAGCAACCUUUCAGAAGAGAUCAUUUCCUGUGACGGACUAUAGAAAAAUAAUCGCUGCAUCGCAGUCCAGCGCACCGAUACCAAUGGAGAGCAAUAAACUGGGGGUGUUACGAUGUUAUAAAGACCCGACGCACUUCACAGAGAACCCUCCAACCGUUCGUCCUACUAUAAACCCCCCGGGGGUCGUCCACACGGGGGUUGCCCCCAAAUCGAUACAGACGUAUUUUACGGAUUUCCCCGGGAGAUCAGAGUAUAUGGACACGUACAGUGCAUCAGCGAAAGCCUGCUGGAGGUCAAUGCAAAGGUUCAAAGAGCCUAUGCCAUCUACGAGGCGAAGGGCAGACGACAGUUGCGUUUAA
Leptosia nina is the source of this 666-nucleotide messenger RNA. The record is from the annotation of a GenBank genome assembly. NCBI's taxonomy places the organism in Eukaryota, Metazoa, Arthropoda, Insecta, Lepidoptera, Pieridae.